AUGGUUGUACUCAAGAAUGAUACUCCUUCACUGCAAGAAUCUUCUCUGAUGCCUCUUAAUAGAGCAAAUGUCAAAAAAGUGACAGCUAUUGGAAAGCUAGCUAAUUCCCAACAAAUUGUUGAUUGGGGCUCAUUAUGGGUCCGCGAUUCUCAUAUAGUAUCACCUCUAAGUGCAUUUUAUCAAGAUACUUCAUUCAUAACUCUCUACAACGACGGUUCAAGUAUUCGAACUGCAGUCGAGGCUGCCAAAGAAGCCGAUGUAACAAUUGUUAUUGUUGGCUAUGCAGGACGUGAUGAAGGUGAAUAUUUCAUUUGUAUCGAUGAAGAAGGCAACAAAAAAGUUUUAUCGGGUCGGUGGACCUUAAAUGAACAUGAUAUUGCCCUUGCAAAAGCGGUUGUCAGCAUGAACAGUAAAAGUGUUCUCAUACUUGUUGGCAGCAGUGCUAUCAUCCUCGACAAAGAACUACGAGAGAAAUUUACUAGUAUACUCUAUGGAUGGUACUGGGGUUGUGAAGGUGGAAAUGCUUUACAAGACGUAUUAUGGGGAAAUGCAGAAUCAUGGGGUCGACUACCAUUCGUUAUACCAGCAUCAGGAAAAGAUCUUCGUAGAUGGGAUCCAGAUGCUCGUGAAGUGACUUAUGAUCGAUGGUGGGGCUAUCGACUACUUAAUUGUCAAAAGAAUACUCCCGUUUAUCGAUUUGGUUUUGGUUUGGGAUAUGGUCAACAUGAAUUUACAGAUUUUGGCAAUGGUUCACGUAUUGAAUGGCGUAAAGUGUGA
Rotaria sp. Silwood1 is the source of this 777-nucleotide messenger RNA. NCBI's taxonomy places the organism in Eukaryota, Metazoa, Rotifera, Eurotatoria, Philodinida, Philodinidae. The record is from the annotation of a GenBank genome assembly.